CUUUUAUCUUUGUGAUGGCUCCAGCUAUAUAAAAACUUAAAACAAACGCAUAAAGAGAUUUAUAAAGGAGAGGGGAGAGUACAAAGAAUCAAAAUGAACUAUUUGCUCUUUGCUAUUUUACUAGUGUUUCACUUUAAUAUGAGUAGCUCAAUUCUCAAAAAAAAAAGUGUAGUCUGGGGGUUUUACAUCUGGUAAUCCUUUUGUAUUUUCUCAAUUCUCAAAAUGAACUAUUUGCUCCUUUCUAUUUAAUGUGUUUGUAUUGUUUGUGUUGACAUGUUCAGAGAUGGAAUUCAAUGGUUCAUGAUGGACUUAUGUGUGUUUGUACAGCAUGUUAGAUCGAGUUGAACUCGUUAUUUACCAUGGUGGAACUUUCAUCAGCGUUCCUGAGUGCAUUUACAGAGGUGGUGCAGUAAACUCUAUCACUAUAGACCCGGAUUUGAUUUCAUACACCCAUCUUCUCAUGUUUCUAAAAGAGGGAUCGUAUGGCAACAUUGAAGCUUUGUACUUCAAAAAGGCCACAGGACCCCCAAGGCAGACAGAAAUGACCGAAGAUGUAGAGGGAAGUCUAGCCGUAGUGGUGCAAGUUCAACCCGGGGGCAGCCUACUGCUUCGCACCCGAAGAUGCACAUACAGAGGGCGGGAUGAGGGGUGGUACACCUAGAGGGCGUGGGGGGCGUAGAGGACGAGGGACAAGUCGGAGGGGGCAUGUGAAAGAGGAUUUGAUAUAUAUACCAAUCCUGAGUCAGGACAAACAACAUUAAAUCCAGGGGAAACAAGUGAGAGGGUGAACUUUCAGCCAAGGAUGAGAAGCUCAUUGUGAGAUGUAUGGUGAACAAGAAAUUAUUGAUUGCUGGUGGUGGGGGCUUUGGUGACAUUUUGACUUGGGGUGUAGACAAGGCAUUGGGGUGUUUGCUGGCAGAUUUUUUUUUAAAAUAAAAACACAAUCCUUAACAAUUAUAUUAACUAAUCACUCAUACAUAGGAAGUCAUUGAUCCAACCGUUUAUAGCAGAUUUGGGGCCUCUUACUUUCACCAGGUUCCACACAAUAAUCCUCUCCAUUGGCCUUUAAGGUCAAGAUAAGUCUAGUGCAGUAGGCUGCUGCACUGCACUGGUUUAUCAACGGACCCACUAGAACAUACAAAGAGAAGUUCCUUGAUUUGGAAGCCUUCAAUAAUCAAUACUAUGACUCCUUCCUUAGAGAGAGAGUGUGAUAGUUCAUUGCUCCUGGGAAACUGAUCGGGUUCAGUGGGCUUCUUCCAACUCUCAGUUAACCCAUUUCUACUAAACAAUUUUUUUGAGUUGUACUCCUAUACAUAUUAAAUGAGUUAAUAAGGUCACUUUCACUA
This is a messenger RNA of Cuscuta epithymum, 1346 nucleotides long. Lineage: Eukaryota; Viridiplantae; Streptophyta; Magnoliopsida; Solanales; Convolvulaceae. The record is from the annotation of a GenBank genome assembly.